AUGUCGCACAAUAUGAUCGUCAACAUGUCUUUCAACUGUCCCGAGAUUCAGAUUCUCGGGCCAGUGCAAGAGAGCACGAUUGAACGACUCAACGAGGUGCUUCCUGACUCGACAACUUCCACUCGCAGCAUCCGCAGUAACCAGCCAAAGUUCGAGUACGUGUCGAAUCCUGAUCACUGGCGGAUUAAAUUGGACAACCAGUUCUGCGACUCCGAGGGUGUGUCGCGCGUGAUUGUUUGUUUGCUGGACGCGCUCGAGGAAGAGGGCGGCUGGACGCUUAUAUCGUCUCAGGCUUCCAAUUCUCAGGGAGGCUCCCUGCAGCAGGAUUUUAUGUCAAACUACAAGUUUUUCUUCUCCAAGUACCAAGAUGGCGAGUAA
Messenger RNA from Leishmania mexicana MHOM/GT/2001/U1103, 378 nucleotides. RefSeq lists its product as hypothetical. The record is from RefSeq and is a predicted model, not a curated record. Bases 1 to 378 code for a protein of 125 amino acids. Lineage: Eukaryota; Euglenozoa; Kinetoplastea; Trypanosomatida; Trypanosomatidae. The transcript has a single exon.